UUAUUGGCUGACAGGCAGCACAGAAGCUCCUCCCCUUAGGAUUACUGGGCGUGGCUGUAGUCUGUCCAGGAAGAGUUGCUCGGGUCAGAUACAGGCAGCAGCAUGGAGAGCGGGGCGUACGGGGCGGCCAAGGCCGGGGGCAGCUUUAACCUGGAGGAUUUCUUGAAGCGCCCGGAGACCAUUAUGAGGCUGCUCAGCUCGGUGUUUGCCCUCAUCGUCUUUGCCUGCAUUCUUACGGAGGGCUACGUCAGUGUGCCUGAUUCCUUGAUUCAUUGCAUCUUUAAUCAGAACAUUGAUGCUUGUCACUACGGCGUGGGAAUCGGUGUUCUGGCCUUCAUUGGAGCGCUGGUCUUUCUAGCAUUAGACAUCUACUUCCCUACAGUCAGCAACAUUAACACUCGAAAGUACAUUGUGCUGUCGGACCUGGGCUUUGCAGGUUUAUGGACGUUCCUGUGGUUUGUUGGAUUCUGCUUCUUGGCCAAUCAGUGGUCGGUGACAAACCCCGACUCAUAUGUGACUGGGGGUGAUGGUGCCCGGGCGGCUAUUGCCUUCAGUUUCUUCUCCAUUUUGUCCUGGUUCCCUCUGGCAAGUCUGGCCUACAAGAGGUACAAGAUGGGAGUGGACGACUUCAAUACUAACUACAUUGAUCCCAACUUGGCCCCCACAUCCCCCUAUUCCAGCUAUCCGGAUGCUGUCAGCGAUAACUACCAGAGUCCACCAUUCACACAAAGCCCAGAGACAGACGAUGGCUACAAGCCGCCAACGUACUGAGGAUCCCACCUCUAUACACCCAGAGCUGUAUAGACGAGUCGCCGGAGGCCAGGGAUGCAGACUGUCAGAUCUAUGGCUUCCCGAGCCUGGCUACGCUCUUCCGCUUCCUAAGUGCCUUAUCUAGUGCUGCCAGCAGAGAGAUGCGUGGUCAUCGCCACAACCGAAGCCACGUCCAGGAACGCCAAUGACUUCUCACUGGCGCGCGUUUGAAAUCCUAUAGCCGAAAUUUAGAUUUUUAUUUUUACUUUUGUUGUUUUAAUUUACUCACUCCAAACCAGAGGCCACAUUUUGAAAGGUCGUUAAGUGUGACCUAGGCUCAGUCACUGGAUAUUUAGGCUACAGGUACACACAGCCAAGUUGUGAAGUUCUCCUUGUGCUUAACCCCCCCUCAGAUUUGCUUAAGGUAGACCUCAUGAUGAAUCGUGUCGCUGCCCAUGUUAAAAGCCUUCAGCUCUAUAUAACAGAAGUGGUCCCUUCCCUCCAGUAUAUAAGAUCCUGUGUAAACCACAUGACCUGUUCACAGGGUUAAAGAAAAACUAAACUCCCCCCGCACUAACCAGAGGUACUGGCUGGUAGUGCGGGGGACGCUGAUCAAUAUGCCUCCUACCAUCUCUGAUCCGUCCCACCAUUCGCUAGUUAUCUUCAAUAUUUUUGAUAUGCAAAUUAUCUUCUAACUUGCAUGGGCGGGGUUACAAGGCUCCGUCUGGCACUGUGAUGUCAGUGCCGCUUGUCCACAGCACUGCCCGGCUUAUGAAUAUUCAUUCUCUCCCUCUCCUCCCCGCUCUGUAC
This is a messenger RNA of Hyla sarda, 1560 nucleotides long. RefSeq names its product synaptogyrin 2 (gene SYNGR2). Lineage: Eukaryota; Metazoa; Chordata; Amphibia; Anura; Hylidae. The coding region runs from base 103 to 771 and encodes 222 amino acids. The record is from RefSeq and is a predicted model, not a curated record. The transcript has 4 exons. Gene Ontology annotation, cellular component: neuromuscular junction; synaptic vesicle membrane.